Mercurialis annua (annual mercury) is the source of this 1731-nucleotide messenger RNA. RefSeq names its product BTB/POZ and MATH domain-containing protein 3. Gene Ontology annotation, molecular function: protein binding. Bases 232 to 1458 code for a protein of 408 amino acids. NCBI's taxonomy places the organism in Eukaryota, Viridiplantae, Streptophyta, Magnoliopsida, Malpighiales, Euphorbiaceae. The transcript is spliced from 4 exons. The record is from RefSeq and is a predicted model, not a curated record. Gene Ontology annotation, biological process: protein ubiquitination.
AAACCACUCAUUUUCGAUUUUCAUUUCUCAUUCUAAACCCUCUCUUUUCAAUUAGGUAUUCAUCAAUUCAAUUCCCUCAAUUUUCCCAUCAAAAUCCCAAUCAAUACAUGAAAUUCCCUUCAAUUUAACCCUCAAAAUCCACACAAUCAGCCGAAAAUCCCCAAAUUUUCUCGCAAUUAAAAACCCAAUUGAAAGCAAAUCGGUUCGGUUCAUCACUCAAUCGAUGAUAGUAUGGGCGAAUUCAAGUCAGAGAUUGAUAAAGAGUCAUUUUCAAUGUCGAUAAACGAGACAGUGAACGCGUCUCACAAGUUCACAAUCAAAGGCUAUUCGUUAGCCAAGGGAAUGGGAGCUGGAAAAUGUAUAUCGAGCGAUGUUUUUUCAGUGGGCGGUUACGAUUGGGCGAUUUAUUUUUACCCGGAUGGUAAAAAUCCGGAGGAUAGUUCGAUGUAUGUGUCGGUUUUUAUAGCGUUGGCUAGUGAAGGGACUGAUGUUAGGGCUUUGUUUGAGCUGACAUUGAUGGAUCAGAGUGGUAAUGAGAAGCAUAAAGUUCAUAGUCAUUUUGAUCGUGCUUUGGAGAGUGGGCCUUAUACUUUGAAGUAUAGGGGCAGCAUGUGGGGUUACAAGCGUUUCUUUAGAAGAACAACACUAGAAAAGUCUGAUUAUAUAAAGGAUGAUUGCCUAAUCAUGAACUGCACUGUUGGAGUUGUUAGAAGUCAUCUUGAAGGACCAAAGCAGUAUUCCAUCUCAGUUCCACCUUCCGACAUGGGGAAAGGUUUUAAGGAUCUAUUAGAUUCUGAAGCUGGCUGCGAUGUUGUUUUCAAGGUUGGGGAUGAAACCAUCAAGGCGCAUAAGUUGAUACUUGCUGCUCGUUCCCCUGUUUUUAGAGCCCAGUUUUUUGGACUUGUUGGAGAUCCUAACUUAGAUGAAGUACUUGUGAAGGAGAUCGAACCAUCAAUUUUCAAGGUGAUGCUAGAAUUUAUAUACACAGAUAAGCUUCCUGGUGUACAUCAGAUUACUGGCACAACAUCCAUGUGCACAUCCACCAACAUGGUGCAACAUUUAUUGGCUGCUGCUGACCUUUACAAUUUAGAUAGAUUGAAAUUAUUAUGUGAAUCAAAAUUGUGCGAAGAACUGAGUGCCGGGUCAGUGGCGACUACUCUUGCACUGGCUGAGCAGCAUCAAUGUUCACAACUCAAGGCUAUCUGUUUGAAAUUUGCUGCAAAUCCAGCAAACUUGGGAGCGGUAAUGCAGUCAGAAGGAUUCCGACACUUAGAAGAGAGCUGCCCAUCAUUGCUGUGCGAGAUGCUAAAGACAUUUGCUUCAGGAGAUGAGAACUCAAGUCUUGUAUCAAGUCGGAAGAGAAGCGGGAGCAGUAUAUACGGGCUAGAUAUAGCUGCCGAUGGAGCUGUAGCCGAAUCUGCAAAUCCCAGCGGCAGGCGCAUGAGGCGGCGGUUUUAGAAUUGUAUAUAGUUGUCAUCAGGUGCUACAUUGUCCUCCAUUGUCCUCUGAUAAACUAGAUUUGCAGGAUGGCGUCUUGGGUAGGUCUUAACUCUUCUACUGUUUUUAUGUCGCGGCUUUCAUGUCCUUGGAAAAUGGUUUUUGUACAGUACGUAAUUGUGAAAAACCAGUGAUGAAACUAACAGAAGAAAAGAAGACUACCUAAAAAUAUGGCUGCCUCCUUAUUGUUUUGCUUUGUGCUAGAAAAGAAAUGGAACAAUUUGCAUUUCAUAA